AACAAGAUACUGGGGUGGGAGGAAGUCAUGUGGGGCUAUAGGACUUCUAUCACCUUUUCAAACAUACCUAUCCCAGGCUUGGCAUUAUCAUGAAAAGCAACCUACCUUUGUCUGCCCAGAGCAGAAGCUGGGACCGCAGCAGUCUCCAGAGAAAGUUGGGGCCCAGGAAUGGGGGCAGGAGGAACACACAUACUUCUCCCUGGGGGAUAAGACUCCUCCCGUUAACCAUUACCUCACUGCUCCUAAGGCAGUGUCUUUAAGGAGGCGGGGACGUGGCAGGUUAGGUGGGAGGGUCAGCUGUUUUUCAUGGACCUUGUCCCUACCCUGAGCACUGGGUCACUGAUCCAACUAUGGAAGCAGCUGCAGAUCUUCAGGACACAGCCUCGUUAACUCUGAAGUUUGAGUUUAACCCAAAGCAGGGCAUUGAUAAUCCUGUCCUCUCUCUGGCUGAAGACCUUGACCCCUCCGAUCUCUGGAGCCUGGAGCGGCCUCGCUUCUGUCUGCUGAGCAAAGAGGAGGGCAGAAGUUUUGGCUUCCACCUGAGACAGGAUCUGGGCAAGGCUGUGCCUGUGGUGUGCAGGGUGGAGCCAGGCACCUCUGCCCAGCGCCAGGGUCUUCGGGAAGGGGACCGGAUCCUAGGGGUGAACGACCACGUUGUAGAAUGUGAAGACUAUGCUGUGGUGGUGCGCCGUAUCCGGGCCAGCGGUCCGCGGGUGUUGCUGACAGUUUUGGCGCAGCACGUGUAUGACAUGGUUCAAGAUCGGCAGGGGAACAGUGCCCACCUGUCUCCUACUCUCGGCCCAGGGGUCCGGCCCCGACUGUGUCACAUAGUGAAAGAUGAGGGCGGCUUUGGCUUCAGUGUCACCUACAGUUAUCAGGCUCCUUUCUGGUUGGUGCUGAGCACUGGAGGAGCAGCUGAGCGGGCCGGGGUGCCUCCUGGGGCCCGACUGCUAGAAGUGAAUGGGGUCAGCGUGGAGAAGUUCACUUAUAACCAACUCAGCAGGAAGCUUUGGCAGAGUGGAGAGCAAGUGACCCUGCUGGUGGCCGGGCCAGAGGUGGAGGAACAGUGUCGCCAGCUGGGAAUGCCCCUGGCUGCACCCUUAGCGGAGGGCUGGGCACUGCCCACCAAGCCGCGCUCUCUGCACCUACAGAAGGGGCCCCGGGGCUUUGGGUUCCUGCUUCGGGAGGAGAAAGGUCUUGACGGCCAACCUGGACAGUUCCUGUGGGAGGUGGACCCAGGACUGCCAGCUGAGAAAGCCGGGAUGCAGGCUGGGGACCGGCUGGUGGCUGUGGCUGGGGAAAGUGUGGAGGGGCUGGGCCACGAGGAGACAGUGUCCAGGAUCCGUGCGCAGGGCUCCUCUGUCUCCCUCACUGUUGUCGACCGUAAGGCUGACCGCUUCUUCAGCAUGGUUCGCUUGUCUCCACUUCUCUUCUUGGAGAGCACAGAGGCUCCUGCCUCUCCCCAGGAAAACUGCUCGGCCUCUUUGGUUGAAACCAAGGACCUACCAGUUGAAGACACAGCCAUGCCUCUUGUCCCGUGUGGCUCCCGCCAGUGCUUCCUGUACCCUGGGCCUGGCGGUGGCUACGGCUUCCGGCUUACCUGUGUGGCCAGUGAGCCUCGUCUCUUCGUCUCCCAGGUGACCCUAGGAGGCUCAGCUGCCCGGGCUGGGCUGCAAACGGGAGAUGUGAUUCUGGAGGUGAAUGGGUAUCCCAUGGGUGGAGAGAAUGACCUGGAAAAGCUUCAGCAGCUGGUUGAGGCUGAGCCACCCCUCUGCCUGAAGCUGGCCGCCAGGUCCUGCUGGGGCUUCGAAGCCUGCGAUCGCCCAGGGUUUGGAGAGGACGGGGCUCUAGCCUCAGAGCUGCUGUAGUCCUCCUCUGCUGGACAAAGAUCUGCCCGUUGGCCUUCCCGUCUUCACUCUCUGGCUUGUGAUGGUAGGAGCUGAGAAGCUCUCUUUAGGCCAGAACUGCAGCUCUAGGAUUCCGGACACCCCCAAGCACAGGAUUGCCCAAGGUCUCCCUCCCUUCCUCCCAGAAGAGGGUGUGGCCAGAGGCCUCCGGCAGGCCCACUAGGGGGCCUAGGAGCAUCGGGUUGUGUCCCUGGGAUGAACUUCCCGCCCGAAACGAAGAGUGGUGUGAUUUCGUGAUUUGUAAUAAAUUAGACCCUUUCCCAGCACAGAGCUCCUAAAACCCUUGGAAUUUCCGAAGUAGUAAGAUGACAAAGGUGUCUUCUGUUACUCGUACCGAGCCCCUUUCAACCACAUCUGACUUUGUUAAUUAAGGAAGUGAUUUUUGGAAAGCACCUGAGGUUGGGGGACUGGUUGCCAGGGGAACCUACCACGUGAUUAGAGAGGGUUGGAACUUUCAGCCCCGCCCCGCCCCACCCCACCCCCACCCUGGACCUCCCGGGAGGGGAGAGGCACUGGAGGUUGAAUUAAUCACCAACGACCAAUGGUUUCACUGCUUGUGCCUCCAUAGUGAAGCCUCCAUAAAAAAACCCCCAAAAGGACGGGGUUCAGGGAGCCUGGAGGUGCCGGCCGGGUGGUGUACCCAGAGGGGGCAUGGAGCUCCCACGCUCAUGCCUUGUCCCGUUCCUACUUUCAUCUGGCCGUUCCUGACUUGUGUCCUUUAUAAAAAACCGGCAAUCUAGAGAUUAAAAGGUUUCUCUUGA
Molecule: messenger RNA, 2668 nt
Organism: Herpailurus yagouaroundi (jaguarundi)
Lineage: Eukaryota; Metazoa; Chordata; Mammalia; Carnivora; Felidae
Gene: NHERF4
Product: NHERF family PDZ scaffold protein 4
Exons: 11
Coding region: 351-1868 (505 amino acids)
Biological process (GO): protein localization to plasma membrane
Cellular component (GO): apical plasma membrane
Molecular function (GO): protein-membrane adaptor activity; signaling receptor binding
Source: RefSeq, a predicted model, not a curated record